Mucor velutinosus is the source of this 936-nucleotide messenger RNA. RefSeq names its product autophagy protein 13. Gene Ontology annotation, molecular function: NAD+ binding; oxidoreductase activity, acting on the CH-OH group of donors, NAD or NADP as acceptor. The record is from RefSeq and is a predicted model, not a curated record. Gene Ontology annotation, biological process: fatty acid metabolic process. The transcript is spliced from 5 exons. Bases 1 to 936 code for a protein of 311 amino acids. Lineage: Eukaryota; Fungi; Mucoromycota; Mucoromycetes; Mucorales; Mucoraceae.
AUGUCUGCAUUCGUCUUGUCCACUGGAAAGUUUGCUCUCAGAAGCACUUUAAAGACUCAAAUCAGGGGUAUCUCUUCUGCUAUUGACAGUGUUAAGCGUGUCGGUAUUAUUGGCUCUGGUCAAAUGGGUCUCGGUAUUGCCUAUGUAGCUGCCAAUGUGACACGUCUUCCUGUUGUCUUGAUGGAUGUCAAUCAAGCACAAAACGAAAAGGGUUUGCAAUUUAUGGACAAGCUUUUGGCCAAGGAUGUCGCCAAGAACAAGAUCACAGCUGAACAUGCAAAAAUCACUAGGGAAUUGGUCUCCACUACUACUCAAAUGUCCGAGUUAAAAGAUGCUGAUUUCGUUAUUGAAGCAGCUUCCGAAAACUUGAACAUCAAGACAGCCAUUUUCCGUGAUCUGGAUCAAAUCUGUAAGCCUGAUAGUAUUUUGGCUACCAACACCAGUUCCAUCAGCAUCACCAAAAUUGCUGCCGCAACCAAGAGAGCCGAGCAAGUGAUUGGUAUGCACUUUAUGAACCCUGUACCUGUGAUGAAGCUCGUAGAAAUUAUUCCUGGUUUGGCUACAAGUGAUGCAGUGCUCGAGCAAACUCGUUCUCUUGCCACCGCCAUGGGAAAGACAUGUACUGUCGUUCAAGACAUCCCUGGCUUCGUAGCCAACAGACUCUUGAUGCCUUAUAUCAAUGAAGCAUUUAUGCUAUUGGAAUGCGGCGCUGCUUCUGCCGAGGAUAUUGAUACUACCAUGAAGUUGGGCACCAACAUGCCAAUGGGCCCUUUGACAUUGGCAGAUUUUAUUGGUUUGGAUACCUGUCUUGCCAUUACCAAGGUGUUGUACGAGAAUACCGGCGAUUCCAAGUACAGAUCCAGCGUAUUGCUUCAAAAGUAUGUUGAUGCUGGCUGGAUGGGCAAGAAGAGCGGAAAGGGCGUCUACAGCUAUUAA